CGUUAGCGAUUGAAUCGGCCAGUCGGGAAUUGGACGUUGAAGGGGACGGAUUGAUACUGCAGGUUCUUCGAAAAUCCGUCGCUUUCGCCAAGAACAGAGAUCAUAAGCGCAGUGAUACCAUGAGUGGCUGUCGUGUAUUCAUUGGGAGGCUCAAUCCAGCAGCCAGAGAGAAGGAUGUGGAGAGAUUCUUCAAGGGAUAUGGACGCAUCCGAGACAUUGAUCUCAAAAGGGGCUUUGGAUUUGUGGAGUUUGAAGAUCCAAGGGAUGCUGAUGAUGCAGUUUAUGAAUUGGAUGGAAAAGAGCUUUGUAGUGAAAGGGUUACAAUUGAACAUGCAAGGGCCCGUUCUAGAGGUGGAAGAGGAAGAGGACGUUAUUCUGACCGUUUUAGUAGCCGCCGUCCACGAAAUGAUAGAAGAAAUGCUCCUCCUGUAAGAACUGAAAAUCGUCUCAUUGUAGAAAACUUGUCAUCCCGAGUCAGCUGGCAGGAUCUCAAAGACUUCAUGAGACAAGCUGGGGAAGUAACUUUUGCAGAUGCACAUAGACCUAAAUUAAAUGAAGGGGUGGUUGAGUUUGCCUCUUACAGUGAUUUAAAGAAUGCUAUUGAAAAACUUUCUGGCAAAGAAAUUAAUGGGAGGAAAAUUAAACUAAUUGAAGGCAGCAAAAGGCAUAGUAGGUCCAGAAGUCGGUCUCGGUCCCGUAGCAGGAGUUCAUCAAGGUCUCGUAGCCGUUCCCGCUCCAGAAGCCGCAAAUCUUACACCAGAUCCAGGAGCAGGAGCCGAAGCAAGUCACGUUCAGUUAGUAGAUCUCCUGCCCCUGAAAAGAGUCAAAAACGUGCUUCUUCGAGUAGAUCAAAGUCCCCAGCUUCUGUGGAUCGCCAGAGAUCACGCUCAAGGUCAAGAUCUGUUGAUAGUGGCAACUGAUCUAUAAAUAGCUUGCCCUGGGGACUUUGAAAUCAUACUUGCUAGUAGUUGUGGUAAGUAUGUGACUUCUGGGAAAGAGGGACUGAACAGGGGAGGGGGGUUAACAGCGUUGUAUAUGUGGACCACGGAGAAGUUAUUUGAACUAAUUGUAUUGUCUUUUUGAUAAUCUUUUUCCUGCGCACUUCAUAAAGUGCAUAGCUUUAUAUAUAUUGCUAGAGCUCUUUGAAGAAACUUUUAAUUUUUUUGUAUUUUAAAAAACCUACUUUUGAACACUUUAGUUCUCAAUGUACUCUAGUAAUUGGCAUUUCAUGGUGUUAAAUGUUUCAGUUGGCUAUAGAGCUCUACACCAGCUGUAAAUAAAGCUUUAUUUCAGAUUUUUA
This is a messenger RNA of Varanus komodoensis (Komodo dragon), 1300 nucleotides long. It is a transcript of the gene SRSF5, whose product is annotated as serine and arginine rich splicing factor 5. Lineage: Eukaryota; Metazoa; Chordata; Lepidosauria; Squamata; Varanidae. The record is from RefSeq and is a predicted model, not a curated record. The coding region runs from base 120 to 920 and encodes 266 amino acids. Gene Ontology annotation, cellular component: cytoplasm; nucleus; ribonucleoprotein complex. Gene Ontology annotation, molecular function: mRNA binding. The transcript has 8 exons.